CAACCAGGCACUGAGCAACACAUUAAUUCCAUAAAUCUUCGUAAACCAAAAAAACGCGCGACAAAAAGGUCCAUCGCGGUCGUUUACCUUGGGAUCCCUUUUACCCACUUCUUUGUUUAUCAUAUCUCACGUCUUCACGACAUAUUAUCACACACUCGAUACACUUCGCGUCGCUGUUGCUACGAUGGGAGAAUCUAGGCAAGAACUUGUGGCAUGGCUCAACAGCCUGCUGCAGCUGAAUGUCACCAAGGUUGAACAGUGCGGUACUGGAGCGGCUCUGUGCCAGAUCUUCGACAGCAUCUAUCUUGAUAUCCCAAUGGCCCGCGUCAAGUUCAACGUCAACACCGAAUAUGCCUACCUGCAAAACUUCAAGAUCUUGCAAAACUGCUUCACCAAACACCAAGUCGACCGCAUCAUCCCCGUCGAGUCCCUGAUCAAAUGCAAAAUGCAAGACAACCUCGAGUUCCUGCAAUGGUCCAAGCGCUACUGGGACCAGUACUUCCCUGGCGGCGACUACGACGCCGUCUCGCGCCGUCGCGGCUCCGGUGCACCCCCCGCUGCCGCACCCGCCUCGCGCACCUCCGCCGGCUCCGCAGCUGCCCGUCGCGGCGGCACCACGCCCACGACUGGAGGCGCUCGCAUCGGUGCUGGCAAGGUUGGCGGUGGCCCCGGCUCGGCGGCGCUCCAGGCUGAGAACAAUACCCUGAAGGAGACGGUGCAGGGGUUGGAGAGGGAGAGGGAUUUCUACUUCUCGAAGCUGAGGGAUAUCGAGUUGUUGAUCCAGCAGGCGGUUGAGGAGGAUCCGGAGAUCGAGAAGCAGGAGGAUGGCCUUAUCAAGCAUAUCCAGACUAUUCUGUACAGCACGGAGGACGGCUUUGAGAUCCCGGCGGAGGGGGAGGGGUUGGAUGAUCAAGAGACUUUUUAA
Messenger RNA from Pseudogymnoascus destructans, 925 nucleotides. RefSeq lists its product as uncharacterized. The transcript is spliced from 4 exons. NCBI's taxonomy places the organism in Eukaryota, Fungi, Ascomycota, Leotiomycetes, Thelebolales, Thelebolaceae. Gene Ontology annotation, biological process: spindle assembly; protein localization to microtubule plus-end; regulation of microtubule polymerization or depolymerization. Gene Ontology annotation, molecular function: microtubule plus-end binding. The record is from RefSeq and is a predicted model, not a curated record. The coding region runs from base 185 to 925 and encodes 246 amino acids. Gene Ontology annotation, cellular component: cytoplasmic microtubule; microtubule plus-end; microtubule organizing center.